Penicillium canariense is the source of this 1110-nucleotide messenger RNA. Its product is annotated as glycoside hydrolase family 16 protein. The transcript has 4 exons. NCBI's taxonomy places the organism in Eukaryota, Fungi, Ascomycota, Eurotiomycetes, Eurotiales, Aspergillaceae. The record is from RefSeq and is a predicted model, not a curated record. Gene Ontology annotation, biological process: glucan catabolic process. Gene Ontology annotation, molecular function: hydrolase activity, hydrolyzing O-glycosyl compounds. The coding region runs from base 1 to 1110 and encodes 369 amino acids.
AUGCACGUCCUCUCUACGCUCAUUCCGAGUCUGGGACUGUUGGCCCACCUCAGCACCGCUGCCUACACGUUGCAGGACGACUAUGGCACCACUGACUCGUUUUUUGACAACUUCGACUUUUACACGGAUUCGGAUCCCACCAAUGGCUACGUCAACUACCUCGACCGCUCAAGUGCUAGCAGCGGUCGCCUUAUCAGCACUUCUGGUGGUUCCGUGUACAUUGGUGUCGACACUGUCAACACUGCCAGUGACCCUGGCCGCUCGAGCGUGCGCCUGACGAGCAAAAACACCUACACCCAUGGAUUGGUGAUUUUGGAUCUGGAGCACAUGCCUGGCAGUGUCUGCGGUACCUGGCCUGCCUUCUGGAUGCUCGGCUCAGACUGGCCCAGCAACGGCGAGAUCGACAUCAUUGAAGGCGUCAACACCCAAACCAACAACCAGAUGACCCUGCACACCAGCGAUGGCUGUUCUAUCAACGACUCUGGCUUCAGUGGCUCCGCCGAGACCACCAACUGCUACGUCGAGGCCUCGGAUCAGUCCGCCAACGCCGGCUGUGCCAUCAUUGGCUCCAGCGACCAGUCCUACGGUGACGGAUUCAAUAAAGCCGGCGGCGGCGUCUACGCCACCGAGUGGACCUCCUCGGGCAUCAGCGUCUGGUACUUCGCCAACGCCAGCAUCCCCUCGGAUAUCACCAGUGGCAACCCCGACCCUUCGGGCUGGGGCACGCCCUCUGCUGCAUUCACCGGAAGCUGCGAUAUUGACUCGCACUUUAAGAACCUGCAAAUCGUCUUUGACAUCAGUUUCUGCGGCGACUGGGCCGGCGAUGUGUGGUCCUCCAGCAGCUGCGCCUCCAAAGACAGCACCUGCAACUCCUACGUGCAGAACAACCCCUCCGCCUUCCAGGAGAGUUACUGGAGCAUCAACUCGCUCAAGGUCUACAAGGAAGGCAGCAGCAGCUCCAAACACAGCGCGCACGUGCACGGUGGGCACAAGCGCGAUGAGCAGGCUAUCGGCGAGGGCACGUCGCGCCGCUCGGCGCCGUAUGUUCGCCCGGGGCCCCGCCCGGCCUGGAAGCACCGCCGCGGUCAGUAUAAGCAUGGCCAUGUGUAA